AUGGAAAAAACUGUAUUAUCCUCGUUUGCACCCAUAGUGACGGGUAUUUCUCCUAAGGAAGGUCCCCCUGGAACGAAAAUCACUAUCAGAGGAGAAAAUUUCGGACAAAAAUCUAAUGACUUAUUAAGCGUUUUUAUUUGUGGCUGUGAUUGUACACUUUCAGCAGACUGGAAAUCUCCUAAUAAAAUUAUAGCUCGAUCGGGACCCGAGAAAGGAAAAGGUGAUAUAAUUAUCACGACAAAACAAGGUGGAAUAGGUAGUUGCACUGUGCAGUUUAGAGCAUAUCAUGAAACAGUUGGUCCGACAAAGGAAAGUGCUGUAUGGGUUGAGGAGGCUCCAGUGCACACACUUUCAUGGUGUAGGAGAUCAUUAUCUCCUACAAGCUAUCAACAAGAAGAUCCCCUAGGUCUCUCUGUUGAAGGAAAUGAAAAUAAAAUGCCAGAGGAUGAUUUAAAUGAAUUAUUUCCAAAUGGCUCAGGAGAUUUGGCUUCCAAAAAUUUUAAUUCUGGAUGGUUUCUUUUAGAACAUCAUAACAGUACAAAUUUUGAUGAUUUGAAAGCUGGUUUAUCAUAUCUUAAAAGAAGGGUUGAUGCUCAAAAGGAAGGACAACUUUCAUUUUUGAAGUCUAAUGUUGGUUCUGUUAUUGAUCAAAUUGACAUGCUGGCUAAAUUUAAGGAAAAAUUGGAAGGUGAUUUAAAAGGCAAGGAUGAAUUUGGAGAAGAAUUAGAAAUUAAAAUUCAAAUAUCAAAAGAAGAGGCUUGUAGAUUAUUUCAAGAAGUUUUAACUAAAAGAGAAAAAGCUGAUGCUACCAGAAAUGCUUUAACAGUAUUAACUAGAUUUAAAUUUCUUUUCUGUUUACCAUCAUUAAUAGAAAAAAAUAUUCUCAAAGGAGAUUUUGAUGUUGUUAUAAAUGAUUAUGCAAGAGUAAAAAGUUUAUUCGGAGAUAAAGAUGUUGUUGUAUUUAAAAAAGCUUUGUCCGAAAUUGAAAACAGAAUUGGUCAUGCUAGGGAAGCUAUCAAAAAAAAUUUAGAAGAUCCCCCAAUGGCAUUUGAAGAUUAUUUAAAAUUAAUAAAAAAUUUAAUUCAUUUAGAAACUCCUGGAGAUCCAGCUUGGUUGGGUAUUGAAUGUUUUGCCAAUCAUCUCCUUGUUUCAAUGAAUGAUUUAAAGGAUAAAUACUUGGUGUUAGAAUCAUCCGAUCAUUCUAAAAGAAAUAAAAUGUAUUUUGGAUCAGAACUCUAUUGUUCUCCUGACAUAGAAAAACAUCAAAGUUACAAAACUAUUGUUUUAAGCAUGACUGACUUUUUUUGUAAUUUAAUGAGAAGUGCUAUUUUACCACAUACUUUACAAGGUAUUAACCAAAAACGUCAAAACUAUGGAGUUUGGUCGACAAAUGGACUGGAUAUUGUGAUUCUGUGGUUGCCACAUUGUCUGAGAUAUUUUCUUACUUGCUACAGUUGUUUUGUUAGAAUUGAUUUGCCUUCAAAUGUCUUAGAUAUUUUUUCUACUCUUUUACUUGACUUAAGGUUACAAUGUUUUUCAACAAUAUUCAAACAGGCUGGUGAUAGUAUUUCUGCUUUUUACAAAACAGAAAAUUGGGUAAUUGACAUUGAUGAAUCAUAUGGCGGUAUAACAAGUUUACCCAAAUUAUGUCAUUCAAAAUUUUGCGAUGUAAUGCAAUUAAUUCAUGAUUCAGUUCAUUGUGGAGAAGCCAAGGAAGUAUUUUUGGCUGAAAACCCGUAUACAAAAAAAGAAAUAUUUACUUUAGUUCAUCAAUUUUUCAAUAAUUUUACUCAAGUCUUAAAAAAACUCGCAUUUGAUAGUUCUGAUGAAAAUUCUGAAAGGCCAACUGUUGUUUCUCAACUAAUCUACACAUCAGAUGUAAGCAAAAAUAUAUCUUUUAAGACUGUUACAUUGGAACAACGUUUAUUGGCAGUUAUGUGCAAUUGUCAUUACACAGCAGAAUCAGUUUUACCCGAUUUAUUUGAAAAAAUGAAACUUCAAGGAUUUAAAAUUGAAAAUGAAUUUGUAAACAAUACUAAAAAUUUAUUCACUACUUUAAGUUCUAAAAUUUUUGAUCAAUAUAAUGAAUUGAAAUGUGAUCCCUUAGUUGGGACUAUUGAACCCUCAAUGUAUGUUCUUCAUUUUGACUGGGACAAAAAUUUUGAACCUGUCGAUAUAAAACCUUAUGCCAAAGAAAUUGUAAUGAAUUUAAUAGGAGUCAGAUCAGAGUUGUAUAAAGUGCCUUUUCCAUUGGUUUAUAAAAUAAUGUCUAAAAUUGUAGACACUGUAGCUGAAGAGCUUGCAAGACUUAUGUCAUGCGUUAAAAAGUUUAGUAUUGCAGGAAAUAUACAAGCCCGAGCUGACAUUUUGUCAAUAAAAGAAGCAACCAAAUUGUAUAUAUCUGACAAAGGAAAUAAAUUUUAUGAAGAAGCAUUAAAUAGUAUACCAUUAUUAAAAAAAGAAGGACACAUUUUAUGUAUUAUAAAUUAUGCAAUAAUUGUUAAUCCUUUUGUCUGGUCCAGUUUAUAUUUAUUAGUUUAA
Messenger RNA from Pediculus humanus corporis (human body louse), 2541 nucleotides. Its product is annotated as exocyst complex component, putative. Gene Ontology annotation, biological process: Golgi to plasma membrane transport; exocytosis. The record is from RefSeq and is a predicted model, not a curated record. The transcript is spliced from 3 exons. NCBI's taxonomy places the organism in Eukaryota, Metazoa, Arthropoda, Insecta, Psocodea, Pediculidae. The coding region runs from base 1 to 2541 and encodes 846 amino acids. Gene Ontology annotation, cellular component: exocyst.